GGGGCCAAGAUGGCGGCGCUGGGGCGGCCGCGGUCCCCGCUGAGGGCUCCGCUGUGGGCUCCGCUCUGCGCCCCGCUCUGCCUGGCGCUGGCGGCCGCCGCGCUGGGCAAGCCCAGCCCCGUGAGGGUCCUGUCGGACGGCAUGUGGCGGGAUCUGCUGGAGGGCGAGUGGAUGGUGGAGUUCUACGCCCCGUGGUGUCCCGCCUGCCAGAACCUGCAGCCGGAGUGGGAGAAGUUUGCCGAGUGGGGAGAGGACCUGGGGGUGAACGUGGCCAAAGUGGAUGUGACGGAGCAGCCGGGAUUAAGUGGCCGUUUUGUCAUCACAGCUCUUCCUACCAUCUAUCACUGUAAAGAUGGAGAGUUCAGGAGGUACCAGGGUGCAAGAACCAAAACCGACUUCAUUAACUUCAUCAACGACCAGGAGUGGAAAUCUAUUGAACCAGUGUCCUCGUGGUUUGGCCCUUCCUCUUUCCUGAUGAGCAGCAUGUCAGCUCUGUUCCAGCUGUCCAUGUGGAUCAGGCAUGGCCAUGGUUAUUUAACAGAAAACCUUGGAAUACCGGUCUGGGGCUCCUAUGCUAUUUUUGGGUUGGCAACUCUGUUCUCAGGACUGAUACUGGGACUGAUGAUGGUGUUCCUGGCUGACUGUAUCUGCCCCUCCAAAAGGCACAGAGCAGCACAGUACCCUCAGUCAAGAAAGCUGUCUCCAGAGGCAGGUGAGCUGCUGAAAAAGGUGGAUGAGGGGCAAGAAGCAGACGAGGAAGACAACUCAGAUGAUGAAACGGAGGGUAAGGAGGUGUCCAACAGAGACUCGUCCCCGAGGGCCGUGAGGCAGCGCCUGGCGAAAGCGGCCGCUCCGCUGGAUCAAUCGUAGCUGGAUUUGGGAGCAGGAUUAGUGUUUGAGUCAUCAACUCAAAGGGAGAUAAAUGGCAAAUCCUUCAGCUUGGAAGAGAAGAAUGACUCCUGUCUUGGUAAUGUUGGAUGCAUUUCAUGAAGUCAGGAAAAAAAAAAAAAAAAAAAAAAAAAAAAUAGAGGCAUCUUUGGCGUCAGGUAUUUAAAACUUGCUGUUGCAAAUGGCUGGAACUUCUCCUGCCUGUGUGCAGGGAAGUGCCAAGAAAUCAUUGAUGUGGCUCCUGGAAUGACUUGUUUUCCAGGGAUUAUUUUUACCAGGAUGUAAACCAGUGGACUUGUUGCACGAGGGGAACAUUAGCAAGGAAAAUGCACUAACCUGUUGGCUGUCAAGGUGUUCCAAAAAGGGUUCUCAGUCUACCUAGUUGUGCUCCGAAGAAAUGCUGAGGGGGAGGGAAAGUUCCUUCACUUGUGGGCUUUUUAUGUGACAAAAACUGCUUUUUGCUAUGACAAUGAAAGCUACAACCCCCCCAGGGUUUUGUCUCACAGGAGAUGAUGGCACAAGCACUCUGCAGCAGGAUUCUCUGGCUGACCAGAAACCUGCUAUUGGCAUCAUUUUCCUUUUAGAAAAGGCUGUAGAAAACCGGAUGAGCUUCUUGGCAAAGGAGUUCUCUUGAAAAAGACAAAGAAAAAAAUAUUUACAAAUAAUAGCACCAUGAAAUCUUGUUUGUGACUCCGGGUGGGAAUAGUUUACAUGCAGGGUCCUCUGUGCAAAUGCUCUCCACUCUCCCUGCUGGAUGGCAGUAGGACUCUGGCUCCUUUUUAAAUACAUCAUCAGUGAUUUCUACUUCAUCAAAUUUUACUGCAAAAUCCAGGCAGGCUGUACCUGGCCUGAAGUUGAAAUAACAGCUUCCUAAUUUCUUCUACAGAAAAUUUUUUUUCCCCUCCUGUUUUCACAAAACCAUUUUUUUUUCUGGGGGAACAAUAUACUUUCAUUUUUUCCUCUGAAAAAAAAAAAAGUAGUUUACUGUUUUCUGUGUGGUGUUUGUUUUCACUCUGUAUAGAAAUAAAAAGAAUGCACGUGCCCAUUGGACCAGUGUUAUCUUGUAAAGGAUUUUCCAUAUUCUUUUCAUUUCCAAAGUAUUUGCAAGGGAAAGGAUUACCCUAAAACUGAGCACAUUUUUCUUUUCUUUUUGACAAGCCUGUUCUUGCUGGUUUGUUUUUUGUUUCUUUGGGGUUUUUUUGUAGUUAUUUGUUUGGUUUUUUUAAAAUUGUUUAUCUGAGUGGGUUUGCAGGACUGGCAGUUGAUAAAUCUGUGUGAACAGUAAACUUGGGUUUGAGUUUUAACACAGCAAACGUAGAAAUGCUAUGAAAUGAUGGAAAUGGUAUUUUCCCUACAGCUCUAAAUCCCUAGGGAGUAUUAAGAAGACAGACAAGAAGCUUGUGAUGAACCAGGAAUAUUGGGAAAUCCAAUAUAUUUGGAGCUCCAGCAGGUGAAUCAGCUCAGAAAGCUGUUAAGAACACAUAAUAAUGUUUGUUGUUUUUUUGUCAGCCUUGAACACUCCUUUGUAAGGUGCAUUUUAAGUGUCUGUGAUAAAACAUAACUCAUGGAAAAAACCACCCUGAUUUAGUUAUCCAAAUAUCUCAGUGAAUCUUCCAAGUUGAGAUGAAUAAGAAUGAGUUGUUACGUUUUGAAUCUUCCUCCUUUGACUUUUUUUCCCUGUUGUUCUUUCCCUCUUUCCUGAAUGCUGGUGCCCUGGAAUGACUUGACUUCAGCUCAGUGUGUUUGGAAGGUGGAACCGAUGUUUGAAAGGGUCCUUUGGGUUAAAAUCUGAGUGUUCCUGUCUUUUUUCUUAAUUUUUUUAUUUUAAAGAUAAAACUUCUCCUGGUGUUGGAACGAAGAGCACUGUGUGCCAGAAAUGCCUUCAAGGUGUUGGGCUGGUGGGGUUGCCUUAAAUUCUCUGGAAGUUUCCAUUUUAGCCUCUGUAAGCAAAGCAAUAAAUCCACACUAUCCUAAGGAGAACCAGUAGCACUGUCUUUGAUAAAUGGUGUAUUUUUGUUUUAGUUUGGAGAGGGCUUGGGAAGGCAGGAUGCACAAAAGCUGGAGCUGCUUUUAAGGAAUUAAGCUGAGAGCUGAACUAGAUGUGCUCGCUGCACUUGGAAUAUAUUUAAAUGUAGCUUUUAUAGGGUGAUUUUUUUCAGUCACAGUGAAACUUUGUUCACUGUACAGAGUUUGUGCUGAUAGCUCGGGGUUGGAAAAGAACAACCAGCCUUUUCUUUGCCACGCUGCGCUUGCAGACUCCUGGUUGAACCAGAACUCCCAGCAUUAAUUUACCUUUUGCCUCCCUGCCUUAGGCAAGCACCCAAAUCCCAAACCUGCCUCUUAGGGGUGAGUGUUCCCAGCUGCUGGAAUCCUGUUUGUACCUCCUGUGAGGAUUAUCCAUAGGCAGCCUGGGCUUGCUGCUCUCUGUAGAUCUUGCUGAUCAUCUUUUGCAUCAUGCCAUGGUUUUGUCCUGUGAAUAUUGAAGGUUCUUGUUUCUUUUUUUUUUUUUUUUUGUUAAAAAUCUAUUCCAAAGAUGUUUACUGAGGCUGAGUGAAGGUUGCAAUGUAACACAAGUGUAAGAGCCUGUCCUUUGUGUGUAUUGAUGAUGCUUGAAAACCAGUUUGAGCCUGUUUCAUUCCAGAAGGAAUUAAUUACCUGUAACAAGCCUUUUAUUUUUUUUUCUUUCUUUCUUUCCCUUAAAUGUUUUGGAGAGUCUUCAAGUAAAGAAAAAAAUAACCACCA
Molecule: messenger RNA, 3630 nt
Organism: Myiozetetes cayanensis
Lineage: Eukaryota; Metazoa; Chordata; Aves; Passeriformes; Tyrannidae
Gene: TMX1
Product: thioredoxin related transmembrane protein 1
Exons: 8
Coding region: 10-870 (286 amino acids)
Source: RefSeq, a predicted model, not a curated record